AUGGUACCAUCUUUCCAAGUCCUUAUCGUUGGCGCUGGACUGAGCGGCCUCCGAGCUGCUAGGGAAGUCCAUAAUGCUGGCCUGUCUUAUAUCGUCCUUGAAGCCAUGGAUCGCAUAGGUGGCAAAGUCCUGUCCGUUCAGUCUUCUGGUGGUAAUGGAGUCGUUGAUCUAGGAGCAUCUUGGAUCAAUGAUACGAGCCAGUCCGAGAUCUACAAACUAGCUAGAGAGUUUGGCUUUGAUCUCGUUGAGCAGCGUACAGAGGGGCGUAGUCUGUACAGGGAUGAAAUGGGAGAGGUUCAUUGCAUCCCUUUCGAGAUGCCAGCAAAACUUGAGCCGGAACAGCUCAAGGAAGUCGAGCAAUUCAUGCAAAUUCUCUCGGAUUAUGCUGAAAGAUGUGACAUCGACAAUCCUUCUCACGGACCAGAUGCAAAGCACCUUGAUUCCAUUACAGUCGCAGAAUUCAUCGCAAGCUUCAACGAUCCUAGUGCAUCAGCCCUCGUCAACAGCAUCACGCGCAGUUUACUCGGUGUGGAAAGCGACGAGCCCAGCGCUCUGUUCUUCCUCGACAUAUUGAAGAGGGGUACAGGUCUGAAGAACGUCGUAUCUGACUUCAAGGACGGAGCACAGUACCUUCGUAAUCGACAGGGCAAUCAAGCAUUCUGCGAUCGUCUUGCUGCUGGUCUCAACGCAGAAAGCGUGAAGAUCUCAAGCGCAGUGAAGGCCAUCACGCAGAAGGAAGGCGAGGGCUGCUUUGUUGAGACUACCAAUGGCGAUGUCUACAGAGUAGACAAAGUCAUCGUGUCAGUGCCGACCCCAUUGUACCCUCUCAUCCACUUCGAACCAAGUCUGCCACCAGCCAAAAAAACACUCGGCGAAUCUGCCAAGUCGGGAUAUUAUUCCAAGACAAUCCUUUUAUUCGCUGAGCCAUGGUGGCAUUCUGCAGGUCUCUCAGGCGUGUACAGUUCUGCUGGUGGGCCGAUCGUCUUCACGCACGAUACGUGCAUUCCUCAGGAUAGUCAAUAUAGCAUAACUUGCUUUCAUGCUGGCGAUCCAGGAAGGAAAUGGUCGAGACUGCCGGCUGAAGAAAGAAAGCGAGUUGUAUUGGACGACUUCCUUACUGCAUUUAGUACUGUUGUGGAUCAUAUACCGCAACCUAUCAACGUUAUUGAGAAAGAUUGGACGCAGGAUCCUUGGGCUCAAGGCGGACCUGGUCCUGUUUGGAGACCUGGGUUCUUGGCGGGUGAGUCCGGAAAGGCUAUCGAUGAGCCGUUUGGGAAUGUUCAUUUUGUUGGAACAGAGACGGCUUUGGUUUGGAGGGGGUACAUGGAUGGAGCUGUGAGAUCGGGUAUUCGAGGAGGUCAGGAGGUUGUGGCGGCUCUUGGUAAAGGUUCCGGCUCAGAUAUUUGA
This is a messenger RNA of Fusarium redolens, 1407 nucleotides long. RefSeq lists its product as uncharacterized. The record is from RefSeq and is a predicted model, not a curated record. Lineage: Eukaryota; Fungi; Ascomycota; Sordariomycetes; Hypocreales; Nectriaceae. Gene Ontology annotation, molecular function: oxidoreductase activity. Bases 1 to 1407 code for a protein of 468 amino acids. The transcript has 3 exons.